CCCGCGGUGGGCGUGGCUGUGGGCGUGGCCCCCCGCGGUGGCGCGCUCCCCGUGGCGCCCCGGGGGCUGCGCCCCGCCGCCGGAGCCGUGUCCCUUGGGCAUCCCCCGUGCGCCCCGCCCCGGCACCCUUGGGUGCCUUCGUCCCGGCCGCGCGCGUGGCCGUGCCCGGUGCCUGCGGGCGCCUCCGAGCGGGCUCGAUCCUGAGCCCGACAAGAAGGAAGCGGCUCCGCGCGGCUGCGACACGCUCUGGGGAAGUGAUGCCUGCGCAGACGGCCCGGGAGACAAGUCCUUGGGCUGGAGCACGCCCUUCCUGAGCGCCGCCUGCUCUCUCGGCCGCUUACUCGUCCGCAGGCAGAGCGGGCUGUUGUCUCCCGGGGGCCUCGGUGCUGCAGGCACCAAGCAUCACCCCCGUCUCGGGGCGCAGGGACGGCCCCAGGCAGCCCAGCUGCUUCCCCGGGCUUUUUCCCAUCGGAGCCGUCCCCUCACCAGGCAGAGGACCUCUGCUGGGGGGCCGGUGGAGGUCUGCUGGGCAUCGCACCCAUCCCUGGGAGCAUCAGUGCUGGGUGGAAACCCCUCCUUCCCUGCGAGCACCCAGGGAAUAAAAGCACCCACCUGGCCGCUCUGCCUCUAUCCGGCAAAGGGAGCGCGGACACCGCAGUGCCAGGGCUGCGGGGAGCGCUCGGAGCUGGGUGGGCCUGCCGGGGGGGCAUCAGCUCCUGCCCGCCUGGGCAUGGCCGGGCACAGAGGAGGGCUGAUCCUGACCCUGCUGCUGCUGCUGAGCCUCGCCGUGUCCGAGCUGGCGCUGGGCUGCAGCAGCUCAGGGAGGAGGUGGCUGCCUGACUUGAAUGCUACAGCGAUCUCAGCUCUCUCUGCCUCCCUGAAACCCACAGAGACCACGGCGCUGCAGCCCACCACCGCCUCCACCGGCACAGCCUCCGCUCCUCCCUCCAGCCCUGAAACAGGAGCCUCCACUCUAGAGACACCCGGCACACCCCCGGGGAGCAGCAGUCCCUCUCUUCCCACCGUAGCCCCACACACAGCUGCACCAGCCGAGCCCUCGACAGCCCCUCAGGACACCACAGCCCCCUCCCACACCAGCACAGGGGUGCCCGGGAGCACCCCAACUCCCAGCCAGCCACUGGGGACCACAGAUGGGACCAGCCCUGGUACCUCCACCCUGACCACGGGGACAACCCCGGACACCCAGGCGUCACCCCAGAGCCCCGGUGCCACCACAGGCACGGAGCCUUCCUCCCCUGCCACCAACUCAACCCAGAGCCCAAACAACACCUCCAGCACCUCCACAGCCCUGCCGAUGGCACAGCCCGCCUGCCCCGGCAUCGUGAGCCCAGUCAGGGAGUCCCACAUCUUCCUGUCGAUGCGUCUGGCCAGCCCCCUGGGCCUCGGGAACACAAAUGUGCAGGACCUGAUCGUGUCCGAGCUCCAACACAGGCUGCAGGUCAGGUUCCCGCACGCCAACUUCACGAUGCAGUGGAGAGGGAAGAAACCCUGAGCGCUGCCCCUCGCCUGCCGAGGUCCUGCUGGGCAGGGACCCGAGCCAGCCCCCAGCCUCCUGCUCGCCGCUCCUCGUCCCCCACCGCUGUGUCCCUCGGGGGCGAUCUGCACGGAUCCUGCUGAACCUGGGUCCCCCGGGACCCCCGGUGCCCGCCUGCACCCCUCUUGCCUGCCUCCCCGCAGCCUCACUGCAUCCCACCCCACGCUGCAGCCCCCCAGCCACCCGUGGCACUGAGGAAGACGAGGAAGGAGCCCCUGCAGCCCGUUGUCAGCCCGUGUGCUCUCAAAUAAGCAGAUUUCAGGACCUGGCUGGCUGCGGGGGCACAGCCGGGGGGGCCCCAUGUCAGUGCUCUGCUCCCCCACCGGCUGGUGGGGCAGCUGCGUGCACCGUGGGGCCGUGGAAAUCCCGUGGGCUGAAAUCCUUCCCUGGUUUUUUUCCAGUCCCCGGCUAAGGAGACGGCCGCAGCAUCUAUCCCCCUGCAGCAAAGUCAUUUAUUAACUGAUUAAUUAGCCAGAUAAAAUCAGGCCGAAGCAGUUAUUACCCUAAGCAAGUCACCUCGCGGAGAGAUUAAAAAGUGAAAUAAUU
Molecule: messenger RNA, 2101 nt
Organism: Cygnus atratus (black swan)
Lineage: Eukaryota; Metazoa; Chordata; Aves; Anseriformes; Anatidae
Product: mucin-7-like
Exons: 5
Coding region: 731-1513 (260 amino acids)
Source: RefSeq, a predicted model, not a curated record